AUGACAGAAACAAAGUUAAAAAUAGCUAUGAGAAGAUACUCAUCUCCUUAUUAACAUAAUCAAUGUGAUAUUUCCUUCAAUUGUCUCUUUCAAAAUAUCAAUGUAUUAAAUCAUAGAAGAAUGUCUGAUAAAAAGACAUCAUAAAAAAACAGUUUUAAUACAAGGCAAAAUUCUAAAGACAAUUCAAUGGAAGCAGACAAUCAAUUAAAUAAGCAUCAUUUUCUACUUUAAUAUAUUAUUGGUGUAGGAGGAUUUGGAAGAGUAUGGAAAGUUAGUUAUAAACAAUAAUUUUUUGCUAUGAAAGAAAUCAGUAAGGCUUUAGUACUUUUAAAAUAAAGUGUACAAAGUAUAAUGACUGAAUUAUAAUUUUUAACUGAAUUGAGACAUAAUUUCUUAAUCAAUGUAUUUUCUGCAUUUUAAGACAAUCAAAAUCUCUAUUUAGUUUUAGAUUAUUUGGGAGGUGGUGAUCUUAGAUUUCAUUUAGGAAAAUUGAGGAAAUUUACAGAAGAACAAACAAGUAAUCUAUAUUAAUUUAAAAUAGAAUUUUUUGCUGCUUGUAUUAUUGUAGGAUUAGAGUAUUUACAUGAAAAUAAUAUAAUACAUAGAGAUAUCAAACCAGAAAAUUUGAUUUUAGAUAAUUAAGGAUAUGUUCGUAUUACUGAUCUUGGUGUAGCCAUUAAAAAAACUGGUUAGAAUUUUGAAACCAGUGGUACACCAGGUUAUAUGGCACCUGAAGUUAUAUUUAGAUAAGAUCAUGGAGCAGCUGUAGAUUUUUUUGCUUUGGGAGUAAUUUGUUAUGAAUUCAUGACAGGAAGAAGACCUUAUUAUGGUAAUAGAAGGGAAAUUAGAGAGUAGAUACUUGCUAAAUAAGUGUAGAUUCAAACAUCUAGUGAAGGUUGGUCUAAUGAAUCAAUUGAUUUCAUAAAUUUAUUAUUGUAAAGGAAACCACAAAACAGAUUGAUGAAUCCUAGAUAACAUAAAUGGUUUAAGAAUUUUCCAUUUGAUUUAUUACUUUAGAAAAAGUUAAAAGCACCAUUCAUACCUAAAACUUAAGAUAAUUUUGAUUAAUCAUAAAUAUAUUACGAAGAUGAAGAGAAUAAUUAGAUCAUUAGAUUACAUUAACAUUUGAUAAGAGAAAAUCAGAAUGUAUUUUAAGGAUAUUUAUAUUAAGAAAAAUAAUCAUAAUUUAGAAUCAAAUAAAGAAAAAGUAGUAUAAAUAAUAGUAAAAUAUUUUAAUUUUAUUGA
Molecule: messenger RNA, 1245 nt
Organism: Paramecium pentaurelia
Lineage: Eukaryota; Ciliophora; Oligohymenophorea; Peniculida; Parameciidae
Source: the annotation of a GenBank genome assembly